CCGGACCGCCGCACCUGAGCUCCCGCCACGCCGCGGCGCCGGAAGCGCGGGCGGAGCGCACGGGCCGGGGAAGAGGAGCCCGCGCCCGCGAGGGGGACCCGAGUCCUCGGGGAGGCGGCCGAGUCCCGCCGCACGCCAGCAGGGGUGACGACCUGCGACGCGCACCCCUCCGCCCCCGCGCCCCUGCCCGGCCCGCUCGCCCCGCGCACAGCCGACUUCCUCAGCCUCUGGCCGUCGCCCGGCCAACUUCCCUGCGAGGAGGAACCUGCCGCCAGCCUGCCCGCUCGCAGGCCCUGCGCCGAACGCCCGCAGUUCACCUUGCGCCGUCGGGAAACCCCAUGAGCUCUCCAGAAACCCGGUGAAGGAGGGUCCCUUCGCGGCGCACGGCCUGGGGGUCCCCCUCGGUGGAGCAGGGGUAGCAGAGCCGGGAAAGUAGUGGAGGAUGAUCCUGCGACCAAAGGGGACCUCGGGGCAGUAAUGUCAGCAUGAUGUUUCAUUCAGAUCGAAUGUGGAGCUGCCAUUGGAAAUGGAAGCCCAAUCCUCUUCUGUUCUUACUUGCUUUAUAUAUCAUGUGUGUUCCUCGCUCAGUGUCGGGAUGUGCCAACUGCCGAGUGGUUUUGUCCAACCCUUCUGGGACCUUUACUUCUCCAUGCUACCCUAACGACUACCCGAACAGCCAGGCUUGCAUGUGGACCCUCCGAGCCCCCACUGGUUACAUCAUUCAAAUAACGUUUAACGACUUCGACAUUGAAGAAGCUCCCAAUUGCAUUUAUGACUCAUUAUCCCUUGAUAAUGGAGAGAGCCAGACUAAGUUUUGUGGAGCAACUGCCAAAGGCCUAUCAUUUAACUCAAGUGUGAAUGAGAUGCAUGUGUCCUUUUCAAGUGACUUUAGCAUCCAGAAGAAAGGUUUCAAUGCCAGCUACAUCAGAGUUGCUGUGUCCUUAAGGAAUCAAAAGGUCAUUUUACCCCAGACAUCAGAUGCAUACCAGGUAUCUAUUGCAAAAAGUGUCUCCAUUCCAGAGCUCAGUGCUUUCACACUCUGCUUUGAAGCAACCAAAGUUGGCCAUGAAGACAAUGAUUGGACAGCUUUCUCCUACUCAAAUGCAUCCUUCACACAAUUGCUCAGUUUUGGAAAGGCCAAGAGUGGCUACUUUCUGUCCAUUUCAGAUUCAAAAUGCUUGCUGAACAAUGCAUUACCUAUCAAGGAAAAAGAAGACAUUUUUGCAGAAAGCUUUGAGCAGCUCUGCCUUGUUUGGAAUAAUUCUUUGGGCUCUGUUGGUGUAAAUUUCAAAAGAAACUAUGAAAUAGUUCAAUGUGAUUCUACCAUUAGUAAAGUUAUUCCUGGGAAUGGGAAACUCUUUUUGGGCUCCAAUCAAAAUGAAAUUGCCUCUCUAAAAGGGGACAUUUAUAACUUUCGACUUUGGAAUUUUACCAUGAAUUCCAAAAUCCUCUCCAACCUCAGCUGUAAUGUGAAAGGGAAUGUAGUCGACUGGCAAAAUGACUUCUGGAAUAUCCCAAACCUAGCUCUGAAAGCUGAAAGCAACCUAAGCUGUGGUUCCUACCUGAUCCCACUCCCAGCAGCAGAACUGGCCAGCUGUGCAGAUCUGGGGACCCUCUGUCAAGCUACUGUAAACUCUCCUAGUACUACACCACGCACUGUCACCACUAACAUGCCUGUUACUAACAGAAUCGAUAAACAAAUGAAUGAUGGAAUUCUCUAUAGAAUAUCCGUAGUGAUUCAAAACAUCCUUCGUCACCCUGAGGUAAAAAUACAGAGCAAGGUGGCAGAAUGGCUCAAUUCGACCUUCCAAAAUUGGAACUACACGGUUUAUGUCAUUAAUAUCAGUUUUCACCUGAGCUCUGGAGAGGACAAGAUUAAAGUCAAGAGAAGCACUGAGAAUGAUUCAAGGUUGGUACUUUGGGCCCUUCUAGUUUACAAUGCUACCAACAAUACCAAUUUAGAAGGAAAAAUCAUUCAGCAGAAGCUCCUAAAAAGUAAUGAGUCCUUGGAUGAAGGCUUAAGGCUACAUAGAGUGAAUGUGAGACAACUAUAUCUAUGUCCUGCCGUGGAGGAACCUGAAGGCUUCAAGUGGCCAUCUAUCGUACCUUCUGAAUACACUCUUCCUUGUCCAGAAAAGCCUGGCUUUAAUGUUACACGGAUAUGUUUUUACAAUGCUUCCAACUUCUCUGAAACCUACUGGGGACCUGUUGAUAUCUCCAACUGUUUAAAGGAAGCAAAUGAAGUUGCUACCCAGAUUUUAAAUUAUACUGCCGAUGGGCAGAACUUAACCUCAGCCAAUAUUAUCGACAUUGUGGAACAAGUCAAAAGAAUUGUGAAUAAAGAAGAAAACAUUGAUAUAACACUUGGCUCAACUCUAAUGAGUAUAUUUUCUAAUAUCUUAAGCAGUUCAGACAGUGACUUACUUGAGUCUUCAUCUGAAGCUUUAAAAACAAUUGAUGAAUUGGCCUUCAAGAUAGACCUGAAUAACAUAUCGCAUGUGAAUAUUACAACUCAGAAUUUGGCUCUUGGCGUAUCAUCCCUGUUGCCAGGGACAAAUGCAAUUUCAAAUUUUAGCAUUGGUCUUCCAAGCAAUAAUGAAUCAUAUUUCCAGAUGGAUUUUGAGAGUGGACAAGUGGAUCCACUGGCAUCUGUAAUCUUGCCUCCAAACUUACUUGAGAAUUUAAGUCAGGAAGAUGCUGCAUUAGUUAGAAGAGCACAGUUUACUUUCUUCAACAAAACUGGACUUUUCCAGGAUGUAGGACCCCAAAGAAACCCCUUAGUGAGUUAUGUGAUGGCGUGCAGUAUUGGAAACAUUACUAUCCAGAAUCUGAAGGAUCCUGUUCAAAUAAAAAUCAAACAUAUGAGCACUCAGGAAGUGCAUCAUCCCAUCUGUGCCUUCUGGGAUCUGAACAAAAACAAAAGUUUUGGAGGAUGGAACACAUCAGGAUGUGUUGCACACAGAGAUUCAGAUGCAAGUGAGACGGUCUGCCUGUGUAACCAUUUCACGCACUUUGGAGUUCUGAUGGACCUUUCAAGAAGUACCUCACAGUUAGAUGCAAGAAACACUAAAGUCCUCACUUUCAUCACCUAUAUUGGGUGUGGAAUAUCUGCAAUUUUUUCAGCAGUAACUCUCCUGACAUAUGUUGCUUUUGAGAAAUUGAGAAGAGAUUAUCCCUCCAAAAUCUUGAUGAACCUGAGCACAGCCCUGCUGUUCCUGAAUCUCCUCUUCCUCCUAGAUGGCUGGAUCACCUCCUUCAAUGUGGAUGGACUGUGCAUUGCUAUUGCAGCCCUGCUGCAUUUCUUUCUUCUGGCAACAUUUACCUGGAUGGGACUGGAAGCAAUUCACAUGUACAUUGCUCUAGUUAAAGUAUUUAACACUUACAUUCGCCGAUACAUUCUAAAAUUCUGCAUCAUUGGCUGGGGUUUGCCUGCCUUAGUGGUGUCAGUUAUUCUAGUGAGCAGAAACAAAAAUGAAGUCUAUGGAAAAGAAAGUUACGGAAAAGAAAAAAGUGAUGAAUUCUGUUGGAUUCAGGAUCCAGUCAUAUUUUAUGUGACCUGUGCUGGGUAUUUUGGAAUCAUGUUUUUUCUGAACAUUGCCAUGUUCAUCGUAGUAAUGGUGCAGAUCUGUGGGAGGAAUGGCAAGAGAAGCAACCAGACCCUGAGAGACGAAGUGUUAAGAAACCUGCGCAGCGUGGUUAGCUUGACGUUUCUGUUGGGAAUGACAUGGGGUUUUGCGUUCUUUGCCUGGGGACCCUUAAAUAUCCCUUUCCUCUACCUCUUCGCCAUCUUCAAUUCAUUACAAGGCUUAUUUAUAUUCAUCUUCCACUGUGCUAUGAAGGAGAAUGUUCAGAAACAGUGGCGGCGGCAUCUCUGCUGUGGUAGAUUUCGGUUAGCAGAUAACUCAGAUUGGAGUAAGACAGCUACCAAUAUCAUCAAGAAAAGUUCCGAUAAUCUAGGAAAAUCUUUGUCUUCAAGCUCCAUUGGUUCCAACUCAACCUAUCUUACGUCCAAAUCUAAAUCCAGCUCUAUCACCUAUUUCAAAAGGAAUAGCCACACAGACAAUACUUCCAUGGACAAGUCCUUGUCAAAACUGGCCCAUGCUGAUGGAGAACAAACAUCAAUCAUCCCUGUCCAUCAGGUCAUUGAUAAGGUCAAGGGUUAUUGCAAUGCUCAUUCAGAUAACUUCUAUAAAAAUAUUAUCAUGUCAGAUACCUUCAGCCACAGCACUAAGUUUUAAUGUCUUUAAUGUAAGAAAAAGAAAUCAGUCUGCAGAAAUGUGAAGAUUUGCAAUCAGUGAAAGCUGCAACUAUCGAUGUAAAUGUGCUAUUACCUAGAUAACUGCAUAUAUGUGAGGAAUGUAUUUUGUUAAGAAGGCUUUUGUGAAAUUCAUAAUUUUUCUUUUCAAUCUAUUUAUUCCAUGGAAGAGUUGCCAUCAUCACUAAAACUUCAGUACUGAGAGCAACGUGACUCAGUAGCCCAGAAACUAUGAUUUUCUAAAUAUGUAAUUGAAUCAGAAUAAUCAUAAUGCAAGGGAGACAUUAAAAUAGAGGCAAGGGAGAAGCCACACUGAGGACAGACCCUAGGUAGAGCUCAUUUUACUCCACCUAAUAUCUACAUCGGGAUGUACCCAUUUUCUGCAUCAUCUUUCUCAACAAUAAAAAAUGUAACUCUUUUGGAUGCCCACAAAUUCCAUUCCAGUGUUUCUUUCUGUAAAUGCAGUACCAUGUUCUCAUUUGCAGUGACAUUUCAACCACAGGCAGAAAAGACUGUUUACUGCUUGACCCAAAGACUUAAAAGGAUUUUUUUUUUAAUUUUAAAUAUUACACCUUCAGAACCAUAACAUGCUUAAGAAAGUUUUUCCAAAAUAUUGACCUAGAUGAGGCUAUAUACAUGUCUAAUAUUUUACUCAUUCUAUUCAAGGCAUAAGGCCAAGGCUUUAAGUAUAAUUUAAUCCCAUACAUUCGAGUUAAGUUUAGUAUCGAUGCUCCAUCAAUGUGGACCUCCCAGGAGUUGUUUAAGAAUGAAUCCAUUACACCUCUACUUUUGGCUCUCUACUGUAUAUUGAGCCCGUAGGCUUGUGGGAGGAAGGAGAAUUUCCAUUAGCCAUGCUGUAUGCAGUGGAAUUUUCCUUUUAGGAGACACACAAUUGAGACUCUCUGGUUCUGUCCUUGCUUUAGAGACUUUAAGAUAUUUCCUAUUGCACAAAUGAAAACCUCUUAAUUCCCCUAUUGAGAGUUUUGUUCCAAGGAAUAUGAAGUGAGACACAUGGUGACUUAUAAUAAUACAAAUAAUUUAUAAACAGCUGGGUCUGCAAUAGCUAGUCUAAAUAUUGCUUGUGUGUCAGUCCUUUGAUUAUAGUAUGUAAGAACCUGAGGAGGUCUGGCAAGAUAGAUGGUGUAUUAUUUAUGGAUCAAACUGCUGCAUAGAAGCCAUGCAUACUGUUAUUCAGCUUGCCUAACUCUCAGACUAUUCUGAGUAAUGCCUGCUUGCUGAUGAAUGUGUAGGAGACCACAUUGUAAUUGUUCUUAGGUGAUGGGGUCCUAUGCGGUUUCUUAGAAAUCAGUCUCAGUGCGUGCUGUGCUUUUUCACAUUUGUUCUGAGUUAUCUGGGAAGUAUCAGGUUCUGGGAGGCAACAGUGGAAGUGAUAAGAAAAGGAGACAUUCUGGUGUGUACCUAUGCAGCAAUCUUGCAUGUUCUUCACAUGUACCCCAAAACCUAAAAUGCAAUAAAAAAAAAAAAAAAAGAAAAUGAGACAUUCUGUCAAAGCCAGUCUGCUUAAAGACAAAGUCUAGAACCUGGAACCUAGAGGCCUUUUUCUCUGCACAAAAAACAGUUUGCAGUAUGAGACAUGGGAGAGCUUUUAAGCUACACAGCAACCCAAGGGACCUCUCACCUUUUGCUGAGCUUCAAUCAUGAAGCUAUUUGCCUGGCUCCAGCAGAUGAUGAGAUAAUGAGGCAGUGGGUUUUUUGUUACUGUUCCAUUUUGCAGCAUCCUGCAACACCAUCCUGGGAGACAUGAGCAUUAUCCAGCUUGGCUUUCACAGGGGAAGGUUGUAUUCAGUAGAAAAGAAUAGUAAAUCUAAGGUCACUGAGAUUCACUACAGUAGAGCCAAGUCCUUUUCAAGAGGCAUAUAUUAACAGACUGUUUAUUUUGGCAGAGGUUAUAUAUGGAUGAAAAUUAAUCUAAGUCAUUGAACAUUCAUAUACAUUUCCCCCCAAACCUUAGACAUUUGUGGUAGAUUUCAACUAAUUAGAUUAGUCAGAUUUCUGUUCAAAGUGCUUAUUUGGUCAAUAACAAUUAAGAUAUACCUUCAAAAAUGGCUUUGCUUUUUGAUUUCCACUGAUACUCAUAUGGCUCCAGAAAAAUAUUUUUUUCAUAUUUGACAGUGUCAGCUCCACUUUAGAAAUUUCUAAUAACCAGAUGAGAAACAAUUAAGAAACUGCUCAAGGGAAACAUUUGUAAAUGGAUUUGAAAGAUUGAGCCAAAUUCUGUCAUCAGUUCUAAGCCUUCGGUUCUCAUCUCCAUUUAGGCCCCAUCAGAACAGAGGGUCAGGAAUUUAGCUGGGGAGGCUGAAUUUAGUUCAACCUACCUUUGAGGAUAGCAUCAGUUCAGACUCCCUUUCCCUUAUGUUUUCUUUUCUUUUUCUCUCUUUUUAAACUACAUUGUGUUAGAGUCGUAGUCUAGGAUCCUGAGAGAUUUUCCAUUCUUGUUACCAUUCACUUGCUUUGUAAAGAUUUUGUCUAUUGUUGGCAUAGAUUCUUUUGUAUAUAUUUAUUUAUUUGUGUUUAUACAUGUCAAUCGGUUUCCUAUCUUAGCUUGAUAUUGCCUAGCUUUGUUGUUUUAAUUAACUUUCUAUUAGAGAGACUGUAUAUAUUUUUCUAAAUACUUUGUGAGAUCACUUUUUGGUAGCAAUAUCUUUGAAUAUGAUGAAUAAAAGUGACUGUGAGUGCAAAUAGAAUUAGCAGUAAGAAGCUACUCUAGCUAAUUUGCCAUUUUACUUAAAUGGAAAAUGUUUUUCAAAUAAAUACUUAUGUUGUUCAUGUUCCAAGUUAUUCAA
Molecule: messenger RNA, 7059 nt
Organism: Saimiri boliviensis boliviensis (Bolivian squirrel monkey)
Lineage: Eukaryota; Metazoa; Chordata; Mammalia; Primates; Cebidae
Gene: ADGRG6
Product: adhesion G protein-coupled receptor G6
Biological process (GO): myelination in peripheral nervous system; cell surface receptor signaling pathway; adenylate cyclase-activating G protein-coupled receptor signaling pathway
Cellular component (GO): plasma membrane
Molecular function (GO): G protein-coupled receptor activity; laminin binding
Source: RefSeq, a predicted model, not a curated record